This is a messenger RNA of Drosophila biarmipes, 1195 nucleotides long. RefSeq lists its product as uncharacterized. Bases 241 to 1032 code for a protein of 263 amino acids. The record is from RefSeq and is a predicted model, not a curated record. NCBI's taxonomy places the organism in Eukaryota, Metazoa, Arthropoda, Insecta, Diptera, Drosophilidae. The transcript has a single exon.
AGUUUUUGUUGAAUCACUUAUCAAAGUAUAUCCAAAUUUUUGUAGUGUAGCAGAAAGGAAGGCGGUGCUAGGCGCUUCUUAAAAGAUUCCGAGAUCAGGAUUUUUAAUUCAGGUUAUCUGAGUCUGAGAUUACCCACCCACAGUCACUCAAAAAGCACAAUACACAUCCAACUGCCCUCCAACAUCCCCCCACACUCAAGCACUCACAAGGAAAGGAUAUUUUUAAAUAAAAAAUUGAAGAUGCCGCGGCGUCGACGUCCCCGUUGCAAGGUGAAUCCCUCGAUAGCGAUAAGGAAGAAGAACCAGGAGAACACGUCCAAUCGGCCGAAAGUGGAGCCGCCACGCCCACCGCCCCCGCCGGAACCGCCCAGCGAGGAGCCACCGGAAAUCGCCUCCACUUCGAGCACAGAUUCUGGAACCGAGUCAGAUUACAAACUCUUCCCGGAACUCUAUGAUCGCCAGCCGCCGGUGCCCACGUUUUCGGAUAUUUUUGGCCAACCCUCUUACGGUCUGGUGUUACAAGGACCGGAUUCGAGCAGUUCUCCGAGAACGUCACAUGCAGCAGGAAUCCGGAGUACAGCCGAUGGGAAAUUCACCAAUAUACCGGCCACCAUGCUGAGCGAUCGGUUUGGGAUCAUAGGACUCCUAUCGGCCAUGAGGACCACCCACACGGAUCCGGCAGCCACGCAGCUGGUCUUCGGCGAGGAUCUGACCACCUACGGACUGGACUUGACCGCCCAGGGGGAUAUCUAUGUGCACUUCAACGGACCCCUAACCCGCGAACCACCCGAGAGGAACUCCAUGAACUGCGCCCUCGAGCUGGGCAUGCGGGCCAUGCGAGAUGCGAUAGACAAGUAUCCGGCCAAGGCCCCGAGCUGGGAUCCAUUCGUGCCAGAAACCCAUGACCUAGGUCUGGUGGGUGGCCAGGAUGGCAGCUUCAAGUCCGAACCGGAUAGGAAAACGGAACCUCAGAACCCUACCGAUCAAGCUGAGGAUCCGGAUGCAAGCCAAGGAAGUAACCACGAAAGCUAACGAAAUACGAAGCGACGCCGAGGAUGAAAGGGACCAGGCCAAUUAGGAUAGCAGCGGCAGUUGGUUAGGCCCAUUAAGACUUGGUAAAAUUGUUUAUCUUCGUGAAUUGGUAGCCCUUCCAUAUGAGAACACGUUUGGCUUUAAAUAUAGAAUCGGCUUAGGA